Artibeus jamaicensis (Jamaican fruit-eating bat) is the source of this 462-nucleotide messenger RNA. RefSeq names its product NADH:ubiquinone oxidoreductase subunit B1 (gene NDUFB1). Lineage: Eukaryota; Metazoa; Chordata; Mammalia; Chiroptera; Phyllostomidae. Gene Ontology annotation, cellular component: mitochondrion. The transcript is spliced from 3 exons. The record is from RefSeq and is a predicted model, not a curated record. The coding region runs from base 216 to 389 and encodes 57 amino acids.
CCUGCUGUGAUAGGCCACUUCAUGAAAGAGCGUGUAGUGGAGCCACACCUUGUUUAUCACACUCCCCUGCAUUGUGCUUCCCUGGUGCUGCGUUUUGUGCAGACUGAAGGCUGGACCCUCCACCAGCAGAGGGAUUGACUCACUUUGUCGGGACACAACUUUGUGCUCUGUUGCGUGAUCUGAAACCACCCCUGCAAAGUCACCAAGCAUUCAGGAUGAAUUUAAUUCAGCUUGUGCGUGACCACUGGGUACAUAUACUUGUCCCUAUGGGAUUUGUUGUUGGAUGCUACCUAGACAAAAGGAAUGAGGAAAAGCUAACUACCUUCCGGAAUAAGAGUUUGUUAUUUAAAAGGGAACUGAGACCUAACGAAGAAGUCACCUGGAAGUAAAGGCUGGGGCUGAAUUACAGAAUGAUCACAUUUUUUAAAUUAUGAGAAAAAUAAAAACACCUAAUUUAAACAA